This is a messenger RNA of Laetiporus sulphureus 93-53, 3580 nucleotides long. RefSeq lists its product as uncharacterized. NCBI's taxonomy places the organism in Eukaryota, Fungi, Basidiomycota, Agaricomycetes, Polyporales, Laetiporaceae. The transcript is spliced from 32 exons. The coding region runs from base 29 to 3304 and encodes 1091 amino acids. Gene Ontology annotation, molecular function: ATP binding; ATP-dependent chromatin remodeler activity; DNA translocase activity. The record is from RefSeq and is a predicted model, not a curated record. Gene Ontology annotation, biological process: double-strand break repair via homologous recombination; reciprocal meiotic recombination. Gene Ontology annotation, cellular component: nucleus.
CUCUGUGCUACCAUCUUCGUCGCCCAUAAUGCCCGCUUUCCAGAAUCCUCACCUCAACAGCGUGCAGAAAAGAAAGUCAGAUGCACAUGAGCAGGACACAGCAGCUCGCAAGCGGCAGGCGUUGGAAGGAGGAUCUUCCGUCUCGAAUAAUGGCAGAGCGGGGGACGAUCUUGCGGGAGAGAAACGUUGGAUGGUGCUGUGGAGAAACCCGCAAUAUAAGAAGCACAAGACAUGGGAUGGCGAUGCUGUACUGGUUAUACGGGGAAACACGUGCACAUUGUAUGAGAGCGACGGCAGAAUCCUAGUGUCUGGAAAGCCCCAUGGGAUCGAGGGUGUCCACAAGAUCGUCGAAGGCGCCAACUUCACAGUGGGAAAUAAAGAGCUGGAGAUUGAUCGCUAUGUUGAACGUGAAGACUUUCUUGCCGGACGAUGCUUUGGAAACGGAGGCCGUUCCUCUGCCGCUGCCACAGACUCUAGCUCGUCUGCGGCCAAGCCCUUUGCUCCGCUUAGACCGAAGAUCAUUAACACAUUCAAGCCCCCUUCUACUGCAGCAGCACCGAACAGGCAACCUAUUCAAUUGGAACCGGUAGAUUUGGUCUCAAAGGGUGACAAACCAAGUAAUAAAGAGAGGGUGCAGACUCUGUCAUGGGCCGCGAACUGGCGAAAACCGCAGCAGAAGAAGCACAAGACAUGGGAUGGUGAUGCGUGGGUAACUCUCCGAGAAGAAAAGCUAAUUUUGUUUUCGGAUACGGGCGUGAUAAUCGGUACGAAGAAGUGGGAUGGGCUUCCUCUAUAUAGCGGCUACUCGACAUUCAUCGGCGGUCGGGAGGUAGAACUAGACCGCAAAGCUGCGGAAUCCGAGCUUCCAGCCAUUGUAGGAUCCUCCGUUGAGCCGACUUCGGAUGUCGAAUUGGAGAUUCCUCUCGUAUCCGAAGCCCGUUCACCAUUCCUUUUAAAAGCUCACGCAGGAAGUGAGAAAGCAGAACACGCAACAGAUAUGAACCUCAAUGCUAGCCUCCAUAAGUUCGUACCUCCGUCCUCAUUUUACGGCAAUCCUUCACCGAAGCCGAAGCCGAAGCCGAAAGGCCCACUGCACGAUCCUAGUGCCGAAGGGGCGGUUGUCAUGAAAGCCCCUACAAAGGAGCACAUUGCCAAGCAUAACAGACGGAAUCUUCCCGUGGUGGAUGUCGUGAUCGACCCCAUUGUCGCACGGCGGGCAAGGCCGCACCAGAUAGAAGGUGUCAAAUUCAUGUACGAGUGUGUCAUGGGCCUGCGGAAGCAUGAAGGCAAUGGAUGCAUCUUGGCAGACGAAAUGGGUAUGGGUAAAACAUUGCAGACCAUAGCGCUCUGUUGGACACUACUCAAACAGAAUCCGUACACGGGUGCAGGACCAGUCGUGGGCAAGAUUCUGAUAGCCUGUCCAGUCACGUUGAUCAACAACUGGAAGAGUGAAUUUCACAAAUGGCUCGGCAAGGAUCGGGUAGGCAUUUUUGUUGGGGACAAGGGCAAGGGCAACAUCAAACAUUUCAUGAACUCAAGGGCCCAUCAGGUCUUGGUUAUCGGCUACGAGCGUCUCCGGACGGUUAUCAAGGAUUUAGCAUACUGCAAUCCGCCCAUCGGUUUGAUAAUUUGUGAUGAAGGUCACCGGCUCAAGUCAGCCAAUAACAAGACCUCCACCAUGUUCGAAGCGCUCCGGACGCCUCGACGCAUCAUUCUUUCCGGCACACCAAUCCAGAAUGAUUUGGGAGAAUUCCACGCGAUGGCUGAUUUCUGCAACCCGGGUCUUCUCGACGAUUAUAAUACAUUCCGGAGGGUAUACGAAGUUCCAAUUUUGAAGAGCCGAGCGCCCGGUUGUUCAGCCAAAGAAACGGAGCUCGGCGAGGCUCGGUCGGCACAACUCUCGACUAUCGCUCGUAGUUUCGUGCUAAGAAGAGACGCAACCAUCCUGAAGAAGUACCUUCCGCCCAAGUACGAAUAUGUCGUUUUCGUCACCCCUACCAAGCUGCAGCUCUCAAUCUUCAACAAAAUCCUCUCCGCAGACAAGCUUGACAAUCUUGUCCGAAAUUCGACGGCCGAAUCCCUGGCUCUUAUCAACAUACUAACCAAGAUCAGCAAUAGCCCGAUCUUGCUUAAAGCGACACUUGACCAGGCAAAGAGCAGAGCCGACCAGGGCAGCGAUAUCAUCAAGAAGAAUGCGAUCGAGGAAGCUGUCAUGCUAUUGCCCGAACGAGCCAGAGUGGAUGACGUGUCGCUGAGCGGGAAACUCACCGCUUUGGCUAACUUGCUCGGAGCUCUGCGUGAGCAAACGGAAGAGAAAUGCAUCAUCGUGUCACACUAUACCUCCACACUCAAUAUCGUCGAGGCGUUUUGCCAGAAGAAGAGAUAUACGUAUCACCGGUUGGAUGGGCAAACACCAGCCCAGAAGAGACAAGAAUACGUCAACGAGUUUAAUAAGGCCUCGCAAGCGAAACGAUUCCUCUUCUUACUAAGCUCCAAAGCGGGGGGAGUAGGGCUUAACCUCAUAGGGGCAUCGAGGCUCUGUCUCAUCGAUUCCGAUUGGAAUCCAAGCCAUGAUCUGCAAUCCAUGGCGCGUAUCCAUCGCGAUGGGCAGAAGCGCCCUGUGUUCAUCUAUCGCUUCCUGACAGCUGGUGCAAUUGAUGAGAAAAUAUAUCAGCGGCAAGUGACGAAGUUAGGCUUAAGCGCUUCUUUGAUGGGCAAUGGAACUUCUGAUUCAAAGUCGGAUUCGUUUACACGCAAAGAUCUGCGUGAUAUCUUCACCAUCUAUCCUCAUACGCCCUGCCAUACCCAUGAUCUACUGGAGUGUCCCUGUGAAUUGUCCGAGGGAAUGUCCAGGCCUUUGGAUGCUGAUCUAGCUGAACAGCUGGCUGAAGAUGAAGAUGAAGAAGAUGAUGAGAAGCCAAUGAGCUUCAUCAGUGCAUCUCAAGUAAAACCGGAACAGAUAGAGAGACUUGAUCGGGCGUACAUGAAGCAGAAGAAGGCGCAACUAGCUGCGCUCGGUGAAUGGACGCAUAUCAAUUGCCUCAAGCCAAAUGCUCAAGAGAUUAUUCGUGACGGGAUUCUCAGCGACUUGCUAUACUCUCGGCCCAAGGAGAAGAGAGAAUCGUCGGCAAUUCCGCAGUCCCGGGUAGAGGCGUUGCUCGAGGCAGUUGAUCUUGAGAACAUCAUGACUGUCCCUGACCUGACUGUCGACGAGGUCCCAGGAGGUACAAUCUCUUUCCUCUUCGAACGCGGGUCAAACACUCCGCUAGACGAUGAUGACGACAGCUCACAAAGAGUAGAGUAAUUUUCACCUUACACUUGAAACACUAGAUCUCGUUUUGAUACAAUCACAAUCAGAUAGACCUGUACAAUGUAGACCACAUAUUCAUGACCCCAUACGGCACGCGUUCGUCAGAACCUGUCACGGUCCUCACUUAUAGUCAUGUGAAGCUCGCGCUUGACGCGGAGGACCAAGCUCGCAUUUACCACUCGCUCGUUCGGACUUCUUGCACCAAAACCACGCCCGUUAAUGCGCCAUAGGCGUACAAGGAUUAUGGAGGGUGACUCGAGAGAAUAUUUA